GCGUACCAUCCGCAGGCAGGGGUGGGCGCGCGUCGCUCCCGGAAGUAGCCCCUGCGCGUCCCGGAAGUCGAGCCCCCUACCCCGGCUCCUUUGGGCCUUUGGGCCUUUGGUGUCUUCCGGGGGCUCCCGCCGUGGCUGGAGGUGAGGCGCGGUGGCCGGUGGGGCGGUGGGCUCGUCGCUGCCGACUGCUGCGGGGCUGUCGGCUGCGGCGGGAGCGGCUCCCGGCUUCGUAGCUUCGCGGGCCUGGUCUCAGCGGGCGGCCAGGCCCCUCCCGGACCCCAGGCCCUAGAUUCACUUCGAUUCGAGUUGGUCCUCCCGGUGUCAGCCUCGUUGUCAUCCUUGUGUGCUCUGGUGGCUUAAGAGAAGGCGGUGUGUUACCAUCGGCGACUGCACCCGCGCAAGGUCCCAGCUAAACUCAGGGAGUCCGUCAGGACUUAAGGAUCCUGAAGCAGUAGCUGAAGGUCUGACUUGGGCCAGGUUUCAGUUGCUCGCUCUGAGCUGUCAGUGGUGGUAAAGCCUACAGGCCGCUUCCGGAGGCCUGCUGCCGGCCCUGGUCGUCCGCUCUGCCAUCACGCCCCCGCUCUGGAUUUCCAGUUCUACAGCCAUGAAAUAAGAGCUGAGCCUGGGCCCAUCUCAUUUCCCCAAGUUCCCAAGCAUGUUGGAAGUGGAAAAAAUCGGGAAGCCCCCCAAGAGACAUACACCUUCAGGAUCAGUGGGGCAGGGGCCGUCUGUGUGUACUGCCUCCUCCGUGACCAGACCCAGGAGCCCAGCUGCUUCCCUGGCUUCUCCUAGCUCCAAGUUUAAAACCAGAGCUACCAAUACCUCUCACGGACUCGGCUGGGGUGUGGGGGGGGCGCCUGCCGGAGACCGAGGUCAAACUUGAGUUUGUAGAAAUAGGAGAGAAGGCUGUCAGUGGCCACAGCAAGAUCGGACUGUCUGCCUCCCCGAAGGGGAGUGAGACGGAUCUGCCCCUACGGAGGAAGAGACCUCAUCCCCUCCCCAGUUCCUCGUCGGUCCCUUCACCUGACGGAGUUUUCCUGGAGGAGCAGGAGGAAGGCACCCUGGGCCUACUUGUCCACAGUGAGACGAGCGAAGCCUGCUCCCUGGGGAGGCCCGGUCUGCACCCAGCUGCCUCCCGUGAAAAGUGCCAGGCCAGCCCUGGGCGGAGGAAGCCAAAGGGUGACUCUGGCCUCUAUAGCCUCAAGUCUGUGCUUGGGCAGGAGCCCCCUGGGCAGCCCGAGAAGAAGGUGUCCAAACAGAAGGCACGAGGGCAGAGGGAGGAGGGGGAGCCGAUGGGAAAGAAGAGGGCCCCAGCGCUCAGCUCUGGCCGGUCCCCCUCUCCCCCAGCGCUACACCAGGCAGCCGGGGCGGACAGGCCAGAGGUGGGCCAGCCUGGUGAGAGUGAGAAGGCAAGGCGAGCUGACCUCCUCAUCGCCCAUCUGGCCAGAGAGCUGCGACGCCUCAAGAAGUGGAAGAAGAGGCACUUGCUUGCGGCUGUCGGGGACAAGCCACCCUGCCUGAAGAAGCUGGUCAGAACCCUAAAAGCGGAGACCAAGGGCUGGGCUUUUCCCGGGCAUUCCCCCGGCCCCGCGGACACCGCAGGUCACAAGGCCGUGUCAGACAUCGGACGGUUCUUUACCAUUGACUGCAAGGACGUCUGCCACGUCACCUGCACUCUGUGUCAUGCCAGCAUCAGACUGGGCAAAUUUAAGGGUCAUUUCCAAACCUCAGGCCUGGUCCGUCACUUGGUGAGUAAGCACGGACUAGAGAGAGACAGAAGGCCAGCCGCAGCCAGCCCGGGGGAGAAGAAGGGCAGGGCCGAGGAGAGAAAGCACAAGGGCCUGCCCGCAAGUCCCGCUGGCCUUGCCCCCGAGGGGCUGCCGUCACCAGGAUGCUGCACGGAUGCUCCCCCUCUGGUGGACGGUGGCAGGCAGCUGGCGGCGGGCAGGCCUGAGCAGCUGUCACUGGCUCCGCCACUCUUGCCUCCUUCCUGCAGAGAUGACCCCGCCGCCUCCCCGCCGGCAGUCGGGGUGGGCCGGGGUGGCACCCAUGCCCCCGGCCAGCCCCGAACACAGGCCUGGACCCGCAGCAUCGCGGAGUUGCUCUGCAGCCUGGCUUUGCCGCUGUCCUUUGUGUCAUCGCUGCCUUUCAGAAGGUUUAUGGCCCAGGUCGACCCUUGCUACCACGUGCCGCCUCCCGCCUUCUUCUGCGGGAGAGCCUUGCCUCUGCUCCGUGAGGCGAUCGAGGAGCAGGUGUGUCGGGAGAUGCAGUGGGCCAAGGGCAGCUGUGUCCACCUCACCGUGUCUGCCGCUGCCCGGGACACGGUUGUGGACUACGUGGCCAUCACCGCCCACUGGGGAGCCGUACAGCCGGGCAGUCGGCGGGUGGCGUCGGGGAGCCUGAGAAAGCAGGCCGUGCUGUGGGUUCGGGGCCUGCCCCAGGAGAGCUCUCCGGAGGAGAGGCAGGGGGAGCUACGGGAGCAGGUGGGCCUGUGGCUCAGCCGCAGCUCCCUGCAGCCAGGCUUCCUGGUGUCGGGCGGCUGCCUCAGCCUGGAGCAGGCAGUGAGGACAGAGGGCUACACCCACCUCCCCUGCUUUGCCCACUGCCUCGACUCCCUGGUGAGGAACUUCCUGCGUCACCAUCAGAGCGUCCAGCUCAUCCUGGGUACGGUGCGGGCCAUCUGCAGCCAUUUCCAGGGCUCCGCGGAGGCCCGGCGGCUCCUCGGCCAGCUGCAGCUGCAGCGUGGCCUCCCGGCCCAGCAGCCCUUCUGGGAGCUCUCGGACCACUGGGUGUCCGCCUACUGCUUGCUGGAGUGGCUGGUGAGGCAGCAGCGGCCCCUGCAAGAGUACGAGAGGCGACACCAGCUGGGCAGGGCUGGGACGGCCCUGUCGACUACGUUUUGGAGCCUGACGGACAGUCUGGUCACGCUCCUGCAGCCCUUCCGGGUGGCGGUCCGGGAGGCGAGCGCCGCGCGGGCUUCUUUAAGCCAGGUGCUGCCCCAGCUACGCUACCUGCAUAUCUUCCUGGAGCAGGUUAACCGGCACUUCGAGGAGCAGGGCGGCGGGGAGGUGGGGGCAGCCGUCCGGCUGGCCAAGGGCUUGGCCCUGCAGCUCUCCACAGACGGCCAGCUCAACGAGCUCUUCCACCGCAAGGAGUUUGUGCUGGCGACCCUCCUGGACCCCCGCUUCAAGGGGAAGAUCGAGUCCAUCCUGCCCACGGGGGCCGACAUUGACCACUGGAAGCAGGUUCUCGUGUACAAGGUGAAGGAGAUCAUGGUGUCUGACUACUCCUUGCCUCCCUCACCCUCCCUGCACAGCCCCAAGGCAAGGCGUGCGGGCCCUACCCCGGGCGGCCGAGUCGCCAGGAGCCUCGGGGCCGAGGGGAAGGGCCAGAAGGUGCCUGUGCAGGGGGGCGGCGGCUCGGGGUCUCUGCUGCUGGACCAGAGGGAGAAGAGCUUGCUGGAGCAGCUGGAAAGCGUGGGGCUGCUGGCGUCCGAGAGAAGCGGAGCGUCGCUCUCCACCGAGAGCCACUUGGCCAGUGUCAUCGUCAAGAAGUACCUGCGUGAGAAUGAGACAGUUGGUGCCCAGGAGGACCCGCUGGUUUACUGGGAGAAGAGGCAGGAGGUCUGGCCAGCUCUGGCGAGACUGGCCACUGUCUACCUGUCCUGUCCCCCAACGGGGGCCUUCUCUGGAAGCGUCUGUGCCUCCCUGGACAGCCCUGCCCUUGCGGAGCAUGGUGCCCCUCUCCCAGUGGGGACCAUUGAACAUCUCCUCUUCUUGAAGAGCAACCUGGAGAAUUUCCCCGACUACCCCGCCCCUGCCCUCAUCUUCCCCAGUGGAGACCUGGCCGACGGGGAGCAGAACAGCGAGGCCGACCUCGUCUGACGCCCUGAAAGUCUGCCUGUGGGAAGUGUGUCCGGCAUCAGAGGGGAGGGCAGGAUGCUGCACCCUAGGGCAUUAGACAGAGGUGGCCAGAGUCCUCCCUCCACCUGUUUGGAGGGAAUAGGGAUAGGUUCUCGAUUCUUGACACAUUGCCCUUUUUUUCUGACCCAGGGUGAUGUCAUUUCCCAUUCAUCCAUUGCUUAAUUUGUCUCUAGUGGUUUAUGCAUAGAAAAGGUGAACUCUGUCCAAAAGUGACUCUAAGUUGCGCCGCACACCUAUGUGGGUGGCACAGGGACCCCGCUGAACACCUGCCAUGCGCAGGAUCACCGCCACGACAGAGACUCACCCGGUCUCGGAUGGCAGUCGUGCUGUGGUAAAGAACCCUGAACUCCACUGGGGAUGGGAGGCGAUGGGCCAGAGGAAGGGUCUCCAGGUUCACUGAAGCAGCCGUGGGACUGUCCACUUGUGCGCUGUGUUAACCGGUUCCCCCUUGGCUGUAGCUGUGUCCUGCCUUGGCUGGCUCCUGGGCACCAUUUGCCAGCCCACUUGCUAGGUAGGUAAACUGAGACUCAGCAGUGGCGAUUCGGAACGAAGGAAGGUGGCCUCCUGCAGGAGAGACGAGUGUCCUCUGUGCCUUAGUCAUGGUCCCAUCCGUGUGACCAAAUCCUGUCCGCAGACACAUGUUGGACCAGGAUAGGAGGACUCGGAUUCUGGAUGUUCAGGGGUGAGCGUUGCAGGGGGUUGGCGUGGAUGAGCCAAUUCCCUCAGCAGGGCCCACCCGCUCCAAGCUGCCGCCUGUGUGUCAGCUGGGUUUGCACAGCAGGUGGGAGGGCGCUCGGUCGGUCGGGCCCAGACCUGCCUGCUUGAGGCGUGCGGAUUUCAGGGAGCAUGGGACUGGGGGCAGAGCAGAGGUCUGUGCACUGGAGAGUCAGGGAUUCACCUUGGUGACUAUGCAGUACUGUCAUCGGCGGGGGCGGGGGGCAUGGGGCGUGGGGCGGUGAGCUGGAGGGCCACAUGUCUCCCCCCAGGCAGGACUUGGGGGCACAGAAGUCCCGAUUUCCAGUUAAUGUGCUCUUUGCUCCUCUGUUUCCUCUCCUGCAAAAAGCAUUCUUCCCAGCUGUAACGUGGGGAGCACGUACAACUCCUCCCUUCCUCCCACCACCGCCCCUACCCGGUCCUCCCGUCCUUUCCCUCCACAGCAGCCAUCUCCGUCUAGACGGUCAUCGAGCCGGUUCUCCAGGGCAUGGCUCCCUAACCGUCGUGGUCAGUCUGUGGGCUUGCCCCUGCCCGGGGGCCUCAUCUCUGAGUCUGGUGGGCGUUGGAACAGUGUCCGUCACUGGGUCCUUGCACGCCUCCCUCUGGCUGCUCGUCAGUGCCCUCCACUCAGCCUCAUAAAUGUUGGUGUUCUUUCGACGUCGGCCCAUGACUGCUCCCUUUCUCUGUGCGCCAGGGGCUCCUGACCACAUUCACCCCCAAAAUAGCGUGUGGUUGGGAGGCUGUGCGUAAUCCCGGACAGAGGCCUGCAGAUACUUAAAGAGGUCUGUGUCCUCCAGAAGCCUGGCCUGUGAGCCACACAUUCUCCCUGGGCACCUCUGCGGAUGACGCUUGAGUCCCUUCAGCCUAGAGCUUCGACUGCCUCCUAGGCCCGAUGCACACGGUCACCUCCAGCUGGAUGUCUUCUUGCCCCCUCCCUCAGGCUGUCCCAUGUGCCCCACAUGUCGGGGAAGGGAGCCCCUGCAUCCAGUGACGUGGCUAGACCCUUGGAAGCUGUUCUACACGCUUCAGUGCUCGCUGCCUUCCGUGAAGCCCUGUCUCUCCAGUGCUUUUAUGGCAGGUUCUAGUGUCUGGUGCCCCUCUCGCACCCCUCACCCCCAUGGGUGACAGUUUUAAGUGGAUGCAAAGUUGACCGCGUCUCACUGCUUACAAGCCCCAGCAGACCCCUUUUGAAUACAGUGAACCAGACCUCUUAGUGGAUGCCUGGAAUCGCUUUUGGAAAGAAAUGAAAUGGAAAUGAAGGGGUGUUGCGGACUAGAAGGAGUUAGGUAAAGCCGUGGGGGAGGCGGAUCAGAUCUGUUAGCAGCCUCCCCAGCUCCCUGGUGGGGGUGUGGGAGGAAUUCUGGGCCCGGUUUCCUUGGAGAGGGAACUAAAAAACUGCAUUGAUUGUGUAAACACAGACUUGGGACUGGUCAACACCCUGGAACCCAGGUUUUAUAAACAGGAGUGAAUGGUCCCAUGGUUCCUUGCAGGCGUCACCCUGCCUGGCCCAGGCCCGGCUAGAGUCUGCAGGGUUGGGAAGCUGCCACUUGGAGCAGAGGUCCCUUCUUGUUUUCUCUCUGCUCAAACCUUGACCCCUCUGUGGCCGGCAUUGCCGAUGUCCCCCCGCCCAGGCCUCCUCCCUUUUGCGCGUGGUCUUGCACUGGCGCCUAGGCUCAUGCUGGCCCACGGCCAUUGGUAACUGGAAAGGCCCUCCUUCCCCUGCCUUCCCGGAACCCAGGUGCUACCCCGGUCCUUCCGUCCAGGAUGGCUUCUUUGCCUGGCCUUCCCCACUUGCGUUCUUAGGAAAUGAUGUCAUGUUUGCAGGUAGGACCAUUCUGUCUGGCACAUAGGGAUUGAUGCCCUUCCGUCGAUGCCGGAGUAAAGAGCUAGUUUGGCGGGCUAGGGUGGAGAGCAAUGGCAUCAGGACUGGCAGUGCUGCACCUGCUCCCGGGGCCGUCACCGUCCCUUCCUUCCCUUGACCUCAGGCUCCUCAUUGGACUGAGAGCUGAGCCUUCAGGCCCCACAGCUGCAACCAGAGGUUACACGUUGGCCUAUGCAAUCUGGAGACCAUUCUGAAUGCAUUGCUAAUGUUUUAAAAAAAAUAUUGGGUCAGUUAAAAAUAUUUUUAAAAGGGUGGGGGAGUGCCUGGGUGGCUCGGCCGGUUGCAUCCGACUUGGGCUCAGGUCAUGACCUCGCGGUUCGUGAGAGUUCGAGCCCCACAUCGGGCUCACUGCUGUCAGCCUGUCAGGCCAGAGCCCGCUUUGGAUCUUCUGUCCCCGACUCUCUGCCCCUCCUCCACUUGGAUUCUUUCUCAAAAAAUGAAUAAACAUUAAAAAAAAAUUAAAAAUAAAAUAAAAAUAAAACAUUGAGCCAAGAACAUUUUUGAGGGGCGCCUGGGUGGCUCAGUCGGUUAAGCGUCCGACUUCAGCUCAGGUCACGAUCUCGCGUCCGUGAAUUCGAGCCCCGCGUCGGGCUCUGGGCUGAUGGCUCAGAGCCUGGAGCCUGCUUCCGAUUCUGUGUCUCCCUCUCUCUCUGACCCUCCCCCGUUCAUGCUCUGUCUCUCUCUGUCUCAAAAAUAAAUAAACAUUAAAAAAUUUAAAAAAAGAACAUUUUUGAGAGAACGAAGCAAGGCCUAUCGUGCUGUCUUUUGUGUCUGUAUAUGGAAGGAAACAAAACAGAUUGUUGGUGGUGGUGACCUAUAAUCUAUUAAAAAACUAAAAUAGUUAAAAAGAAACACCUCAGAAUUCAUAAAGAUAGAUCAUAAAGAGCGGUUGCCGAAAAAGGAAAAUUUAGAGAUUUUGCCUCCCGGUGCAGAUACGGAAAAGGGGAAGAAUCUGAAUUGCGUCCGCUAUGGCCGUAACUGCUCGAGCCUCGUCAGGGCCCCCCGCUUAGGUGGGGGCCUGCGCCUGGCCCGCCUCCCUCAGGGGGGCUCUGUGGCAUCAGGUCUUGUUGGGCCAGCUCGCUUUCUGCCUCAGUGGCAGAGGCUGGGCGGUACUUGGUGCCGUCGACGGCUGCGGACUCAGGACACUCAGGAGAGGCCUGCUCACUGUUUGCUUGUCUCUCCUCAGGAGCCUCCGGCCCUUGAGCAGCGGUGCUGGAAACAGGCCUCCGGCCCUGGCCCGGGCAGACUCGAGGGUGCCUUUUUCUGGGCGCGCGGUCAGCUGACCCCUCCCGGCACCCACGUCCCUGUGACAGGACCAGGGCCCGGGGCCGCCUGGACGGACCGCAUCUGAUGGA
Molecule: messenger RNA, 7874 nt
Organism: Panthera uncia (snow leopard)
Lineage: Eukaryota; Metazoa; Chordata; Mammalia; Carnivora; Felidae
Gene: LRRC61
Product: leucine rich repeat containing 61
Exons: 4
Coding region: 1293-3884 (863 amino acids)
Biological process (GO): outer dynein arm assembly
Cellular component (GO): cytoplasm; nucleus
Molecular function (GO): protein dimerization activity
Source: RefSeq, a predicted model, not a curated record